AUGCUUUGCGACGAGCUGCAGAUGCCCAUGCAACAGUAUCAGCCGACUCCUCGUGCUGUCAAGUGUCGCAGGUUGGAGACCUGGGAAGAGUUCAUGGACCCCGAAUCGCAGGAGUCGCCCGAUGAUCUCAUCGCACGAUUCUUGAUCCGCGGAGUGCUGCGAAGCCUGGGGAGGGUCAAAUUGAGGCGAGUCUUCAUCUUGGUCUGUGGCUAUCCAGCAAAGGCCUCUGCCGUGGACUCUGCAUUUGCAAUCUACGGCCAUCGAACCGUAUGCUUAUACCCCCACUCUGCUGCGGAGGGUGCUGAUGUGAUAGCUGAAUUGCUUGACUCCAGAGGUUUCAUUGCUGAAGGUGUCAUUCCCUUCGCCGACUGCGCCAUUCAGCUGGCCGACGAGAUGAAUUCGCGGCUCGGAUCGAUCCGGCACAACUCGCCACGGACCUCGGCGCUGCGCCGGGACAAGUACCUCCAGCAGGCAGUUCUACAGCGAGCCGGUCUGCCAGCAGCAGUGCAGAUUGUCACAGCGGAUGUCCGUGCAGCGCAGCACUUUGCCGUGCAGUUCAGCCAAGUGGUGGUGAAACCGCGGGCCUCAUCGGGUGGAGACGGCGUUUGGCUGUGCAAUGACGAUGAUGAGUCAUGA
This is a messenger RNA of Cladocopium goreaui, 636 nucleotides long. Lineage: Eukaryota; Dinophyceae; Suessiales; Symbiodiniaceae. The record is from the annotation of a GenBank genome assembly.